AUGAUGGCAGGAAAAGUUAUGGCAGAGACGGAGGAACAGAGCCGAAUACGAUUUCAAGUGGAACUUGAAUUUGUACAAUGUUUAGCAAAUCCAAAUUACAUUCACUUUUUAGCACAGCGAGGUUACUUAAAAGAGCAGACAUUUGUGAAUUACUUAAGAUAUCUGCAGUACUGGCGUGAGCCAGAAUAUGCACGCUACCUCAAAUAUCCAAUGUGCUUGCAUUUCCUAGAACUACUUCAGCAUGAGGCCUUCAGAAGAGAAUGUGUUUCAGCACAGGUUUGUAAAUUUAUGGAUGACCAAGCUAUUUUGCUCUGGCAACAUUAUACUAGAAGAAGAACACGUACACUGCAACCAGCUGAUGCACCGGCACCCCCUGCACCUCCAGCCACAGCUCAACAAGGACCUCCAAGACAGCAAUCA
Messenger RNA from Iphiclides podalirius (scarce swallowtail), 420 nucleotides. Lineage: Eukaryota; Metazoa; Arthropoda; Insecta; Lepidoptera; Papilionidae. The record is from the annotation of a GenBank genome assembly.